Molecule: messenger RNA, 582 nt
Organism: Alosa alosa (allis shad)
Lineage: Eukaryota; Metazoa; Chordata; Actinopteri; Clupeiformes; Clupeidae
Gene: uba52
Product: ubiquitin A-52 residue ribosomal protein fusion product 1
Exons: 5
Coding region: 115-501 (128 amino acids)
Biological process (GO): translation; modification-dependent protein catabolic process; protein ubiquitination
Cellular component (GO): nucleus; cytoplasm; ribosome
Molecular function (GO): structural constituent of ribosome; protein tag activity; ubiquitin protein ligase binding
Source: RefSeq, a predicted model, not a curated record
UUAUUUUCUUUCAGUGAGGCAGGAUUUAGGGGAGGAUGUGAUGUAAAUAUACGCGCUUCCGGUUUAGACGGCCUCUUUUCGUUCAGGCAAAGCUUACCGCCGGAGCUUGCAAAGAUGCAGAUCUUUGUGAAAACGUUAACAGGGAAGACCAUCACCCUUGAGGUCGAACCCAGCGAUACCAUCGAAAAUGUUAAGGCAAAAAUUCAGGACAAGGAAGGUAUCCCUCCUGACCAACAGCGUCUGAUCUUCGCUGGCAAGCAGCUCGAGGAUGGCCGCACACUGUCCGAUUACAACAUUCAGAAAGAGUCUACCCUGCAUCUUGUGCUUCGUCUGCGAGGAGGCAUCAUUGAGCCUUCUUUGAGGAUGCUGGCUCAGAAGUACAACUGUGACAAGAUGAUCUGCCGCAAGUGCUACGCCCGUCUCCACCCCCGUGCCGUCAACUGCCGCAAGAAGAAGUGUGGCCACACCAACAACCUGCGCCCCAAGAAGAAGCUGAAGUAGACGCGCCGUGCCACGCUGUCCCUUUGGCCUGAGAUCACAUUUUGCAUUUCUGGGUUAAAUAAAUGUUAAAAGAAAAAGAAA